Oppia nitens is the source of this 1838-nucleotide messenger RNA. RefSeq names its product heterogeneous nuclear ribonucleoprotein A1, A2/B1 homolog. The transcript has 9 exons. The record is from RefSeq and is a predicted model, not a curated record. NCBI's taxonomy places the organism in Eukaryota, Metazoa, Arthropoda, Arachnida, Sarcoptiformes, Oppiidae. Bases 183 to 1349 code for a protein of 388 amino acids. Gene Ontology annotation, molecular function: RNA binding.
GAUUGAAUGAAUCACUGAAUGUAUAGUUUGAUAGUCUAUGUUAUAGACCUAUACUGUACUACUGUAUAGUCUAUAGAGUCUAUAGUACUGUAUAUAUGAUUGAAUUGAUGACAUCCGCCGCCAAAAGUCAAUCGUUUUAAUACCAUUUAAGUCGUUAUCAAGACAUCACAUUUGAUCCAAUAAUGACCGGAACUCCAGUUAAACAAGAGAGUGAUCAAAACAAUGGACACGAAGAUAAUGAUAAUCAAUAUGAAGAACAAAAUGAUGUCAAUAUGAAUGACAAUCAAAACAAUAUCGUUAAGAAUGAGACAAAUGAUGAGACAAACGGCACAAAUGAUAACAAAAACGAUGAAACAAAAAACAGUGACGAAGACAAUGAAGAACCCGAACAGUUUAGGAAGUUAUUCAUCGGUGGUCUCGAUUACAAAACAACUGAAGAUACUCUUCGACAACAUUUCGCUCAAUGGGGAGAAAUUGUAGACUGCGUUGUGAUGAGAGAUCCGACUACUAAAAGGUCGCGAGGAUUUGGAUUUAUUACUUAUAGUAAAGCAUCGAUGGUUGACUCAGCACAGGCUUCAAGACCUCACAAAGUCGACGGAAGGGAAGUGGAACCCAAGCGAGCCGUUCCCAGAGAGGAUUCAGGCAAACCUGAAGCUCAGGCGACUGUUAAGAAAGUGUUUUUAGGCGGUCUUAAAGAGGAUAUCGAAGAAAAUGAUUUAAAAGAUUAUUUUGUAGAGUUCGGUACAGUUGUUAACGUGAAUAUAGUGACCGAAAAGGACACCGGAAAGAAACGAGGCUUUGCUUUCGUUGAGUUCGAUGAUUACGAUCCGGUCGACAAAAUUGUCCUUAAGAGACAUCAUGUUAUUAAAGGCAAGAGAACCGAAGUGAAGAAAGCUCUCUCAAAGCAAGAGAUGGACACAAUGAAGAGGAAAACUGAACAAAGAGGAAGUAAUCCAAGAGGUGGACAGGGAGGCAGAAAUGCACCCGUUUGGGAAUCAGGUCCCGGCAAUUAUGGAGGUGGAUAUGGCGGUGGUUAUGGCGGUGGACAGGGAGGAUACGGUGGAUAUGGUGGAGGAUAUGGACAAAAUAAUUAUGGAAAUCAAGGAGGCGGUUGGAAUCAAGGAGGUGGUUAUGGAAUGAGAGGAGGCGGCGGCGGCGGAGGUGGUGGUGGAGGAGGCUGGAGCAGUGAUUACAGUUCAAAUUAUGGUAACAGUUAUGGCGGCGGUCCCGUAAGAGGAGGCGGUAAUUACUCGCAGAGAGGGAGUGGACCAUAUGGUGGAGGUUAUGGCAGUGGCAGCGGAGGCAACUAUGGAGGUGGAGGAGGAGGUGGAAACUAUGGCAGGAGAUAAACAAUAAUAUUAAUUCUUGGGGAUUUGUGUCAGAAAUAACAGGCAAUGAGUGAGAAAUAAGGCUAAAGAGAGACAAAAGCAUUUAAAUGAGAACUUCAGAUAGAGAUCAGACACUGAAGUGAUAGUCAUUUGUGAAUUGAAGUCAACCUUAUCGUGACAGUGAACAGACAGACAGUGACAAUGAUAUGAAAUGAAACUAUCAAUAGAUUGAAUCAAUUGCUUAAUUAAUCUGACAGUAAUUCCCAAGAAUUGAUUAUAUUGUCGACCAGUAAUUCACCAAAUUUUUCAUCACUUAAUCGUCUUUUAUUAUAAUUAAGUUAAAUACAAACAAGACAUACCCCUUAAAUAAUUAUCAUUUGAUUGCAUUUAAUCCCAUUUAAAUGAUUAUUAAUUAAUUGUAAACUAUUUAUCAUUAAUCUAAACAUUAAUAUUGCACAUCAUCUUAAAACACAUCUUUAUAUCUUAAUAUUAUAAUUAUUUCUAUUAUUA